AUGGGGAAUCUCUCCUCUUCCCCCAAGUUUUUCCCAAGGUCCCAACGUCCCAACGUCGUCAUCGCGUCCGGUCCGGCAACCAUACCCCGGACUUUGUGUCUUUUCUUCCUCAUUGCUGUUGGAACGUCAAUCCAACCCACCAAUCCCAGAAGGAACUUUUGGCCCAUUGUCCUAGCCGGCCCUGUUCCUGAAAGCUACCCAAGCACCAAAGGUAGCCAACCACGCGCCAAUUGUACCCCGCUCGUCCCAUUGGAGAGGGUAUCAUCGCCGCCAUUCUCGACCUCGCCGUCGGCCCAGCCUCGCCCUGCCCUGCUGCUUGUCCGGAGCUGGCUCCCCUGCACCUCACCUCAAUUCAUGAGCAAUUGGAUUACCUAG
Colletotrichum paranaense is the source of this 375-nucleotide messenger RNA. RefSeq lists its product as uncharacterized. The coding region runs from base 1 to 375 and encodes 124 amino acids. NCBI's taxonomy places the organism in Eukaryota, Fungi, Ascomycota, Sordariomycetes, Glomerellales, Glomerellaceae. The record is from RefSeq and is a predicted model, not a curated record. The transcript has a single exon.